CGUACUUCGGCAAAUAAAUUCUUCAUUGAAUUUCUUGUGGAGUCAAAUUCCCAGUUUAUACUUCCGAGAAGCAUUAGAUUUCCACUAAACUAGCCAUAAAAGGUCAAAGUCUUGGAUCACGUUGCAACAUUUUCAACUACGCAGUUCCUCUAUAGCUGUUGGAGGAUAGAUUUAAUUCCUGUCCUCAUGGAGUCAAGACGUCGUUGCUGUGGCUGUUGUAGCCGAAGAGUUUUGAUCAUAAGCUUUGCUAUAACAGGAGUCUUUCUCCUUGUGGCUGGCUUAGUUUUAGAUGUCGGUGGAGUGUUCUCGAACAUAAUCAAGAACAAAGUGGAUCAGAGUGUUGAACUAAAACCUGGUGGCUUAGUGUAUGAAGAGUGGGUUAAAACUUCACUUCCUGUGUACAUGAAGUAUUACGUAUUUGACUUGAAAAACCAUGAGGAAGUAAUGACAGGAAAAGCAGUUCCUGCUGUAGAGCAGAAAGGCCCAUAUUCUUACAGAGAACUUAGAUCAAAUGAGGUGCUGAACUGGACAAGUGACAGGAGCAUUGUAACUUUUAUGCCAAACAGAACUUAUGUUUUUGAUCCGGAGACAUCUUGUGAAGGCUGUGAUGACAGGAAUGAUACAUUUAUGAGUGUGAAUAUUCCACUUAUGACUCUGGCUUUGUGGGUAAGAAACAACAACUAUGACAAGAAGCAUGAAUUCUGUUUCCUUGGAAUGCUAAUUGAAGCUGAAUUAUACAAAGUCAAGUUGUUUCAAAGGAAGACUGUGUAUGAUAUCCUGUGGGGAUAUAAGGAUCCAUUCUUGGAGUUCUUAGUAAAGGCCACCCAAGGAAUUCAUAUACCCAUCAUAGAUAAAAAUAUCACUUGCCCAGGGCAGGAUGGAUUAACAGACUUUGUCCAGUUACAGUAUAACAACACAUAUUAUGGAAUAAGUGCUGUGAACAGUGGACAAACUGACAUCAACAAGCUUGAACAAUUUACUAUGUGGAGAGGAGAAUCCCAUUUAUCAUGGUGGAGUGACAAGUAUGCAAAUAUGAUUAAUGGAACAGAUGGUACUCAAUUUUCGCCAGGUGUUGAUAAACAAGCGACAUUAUAUGCCUUUUCUCCAGAAGUUUGCAGAUCUUUAUUUUUUGUCUAUGAAUCCGAUCAGACUGUAAAGGACAUUAAGCUGUACCGCUUCACAGCACCAGAAAAACUUUACUUGAAUGGUGAUACUUACAAGCCCAAUAAGGGAUUCUGCAUGCCCUCUGGCUGUUUACCCACUGGCUUGCUGAACAUCAGCCGCUGUCAGCCAUUGAAUCCACCUGUAGUGUUAUCGCCACCUCAUUUCUACCAAAGUGACAAGUCCUUGUUAGAAGCGGUUCAUGGGCUUAACCCAGAGAAGAGCAAACACGAAACUUACGUUGAUAUCGAACCGAUUACUGGUAUUGUUAUGAGGGCAGCUAAAAGGAUUCAAAUCAACAUUGCCGUGGAGCCUGUGAAAAUGUUCGCUCCAACUAAUGGGAAAUUUUCGAAAGUUUUCCUUCCUGUGAUGUACGCUAGUGAGAGUUUUGUAAUUACCGACGGGAAAGCAGCCGAUUUUCGUCACAAGGUGUAUUUACCAAUCACAAUAACAGAGGUGAUACAAUAUUUUCUGAUGGGGCUGGGAGCCCUGUUCAUUCUAGUAGCCCUGUUGUUGCUGAUCUUGACGGCCAAUAAGAAGAAAAACGAUCUAGAAUUGCGUGUAAAUGAGGGCGAUGGUCAUGUUAAGGACGAUGAGAGACAGCCUCUUGUUACUGACGGUAGCGCGAUGUACACCUAGAAGAGAUCUUGCACCAACUUUUCAAGAAAAUGAAAUGGAGAAAUGCUGGGAAAUGUUUAAUACGCGGAUUAGAGGACGCCGGAAAAAAAAGGACUUUUUCUUACAGGAAUACAUACGUGCUUUGUAAAGGUUGCUGAAAGCUUCGUUUGUUUGCAAAAACUGAAUUUAUUUUGUGAUGAUGGAACUUUAUGCACAUUCAAUUAGCGAUGAUAUUCAAAUUAGUAUAGAAAGGGUAGAAUUACUAACAGCGAGACAAAUAUGCAUGCUAAUUUGUUAAGUUAAAGAUACAACCGAGUUAACUUAUGCGCCAGUGUUAACAUGAAGGAACAGGACACAGCUCAAUCCUCCAUGUUGGGUCUGAUCUAGCUUUUUUGCAUGUAAACCGCCUUCAAACAUUUCCGGCAUUGCAUUAAAGGUUUUCCUUCUCGGUGAUUCAGCUCGAGUUAAACAAGUAACCCGAAUUUGUGUAAAGAGGCCCCUAACAGUGGAGGAAGUGAUAAGGUACUGCUAUGGUCUCGGUACACCUCGCUUUGUGAUUGAUCAAGAAAAUUCACUCUUCAUUGUCUCAACCAAGCAAAUGUUAG
Messenger RNA from Pocillopora verrucosa, 2384 nucleotides. RefSeq names its product lysosome membrane protein 2-like. Gene Ontology annotation, molecular function: scavenger receptor activity. Gene Ontology annotation, cellular component: cytoplasm; membrane. The record is from RefSeq and is a predicted model, not a curated record. Lineage: Eukaryota; Metazoa; Cnidaria; Anthozoa; Scleractinia; Pocilloporidae.